This is a messenger RNA of Procambarus clarkii (red swamp crayfish), 2677 nucleotides long. Its product is annotated as golgin subfamily A member 5. NCBI's taxonomy places the organism in Eukaryota, Metazoa, Arthropoda, Malacostraca, Decapoda, Cambaridae. Gene Ontology annotation, biological process: retrograde transport, vesicle recycling within Golgi; Golgi organization. Gene Ontology annotation, cellular component: Golgi cisterna; Golgi membrane. The record is from RefSeq and is a predicted model, not a curated record.
UGAGGCGAACACCAGCCAGACACGUCAAAAGCUCACCACAGAAGCAAAACAAACAAGGGAAAAGUAAUAUCUAUGAAACUCAUCUCUGCACUUAUUCACCAGAACAGACUUCUCUUCAACAUACCUGAAGGAAAUGGAGAGGAGUUUGAAGAGUGAAGACGCUGAAGAAUUAAAGAUGUCUUGGAUAACUGACUUGGCUGGUCGAGCUGAGCACCUUCUUAAUAAGCUAGACAGCGAGGCUGCCACAGUUCUUAAUAAAGAAAGAAGAAACUCGGCCACCUUAAAGCCAUCUUUUAAGUAUGAUGCUGCCAGAACUACCCCUCCUUUAACUAAUUAUGAAAGAUCAGGAUUACACAGCUCUUCAAGUGUGCCAUCCAACUUGAGCAGUUAUGGUGUCAGUGGAACUUCAACUUUUGCACACGGCACUAGCCUCCAAGCAGAACAUGGAGCCUCCCUUACUUCCUCUCCAAAAUCCACAAUUAAAAAGAGUAGUGCAAAGAAAAAGGGCAGUACCAGCAGAGAUGAAGUUUUGAUUGAUUUCUUGAACAGCCCCACACAACAGGAGACUCAGCCACUGCCAACCACCACCACCCAUCAAGCUGAUCUUAUCGCCUCAACUAAUAUGACUACUUCCGCUAUCAAUAGUCUGGGGCAUUCUCGGCAGUCAUCUGUGUCCUCUGCAUCUUCUUUAGUAGCUCUCAGUGGACGUGAAACACCAGGAUCUGCUACUAUUGAUAUUGAGAGUGGCAGCUGUGGCUCAGGCAGUGGAUCAGCCAACACUGAUGCAUAUGUAACAGUAGACACUCCCACUGAUGUUAAUAUAUCAGCUCCACCCAGCACAGAUGGCAGCACCAGCAGUAAUGGCAUUAUGACUGGCUCAGUAGAUAGUGAGACAAGUCUCUUGCGAAAAGAAGUUACAAGUCUUAACCAAGAGAUGAGUCAAGUGCUUCGACGAUCCAAGGAUGCUGAAAAAGAGGCAAACCACCUAAGGACACAAGUGUCAGGAUUGUUAAGCCAGCAGUCAGCAAGUGAUAGAAUGUUACGAGAAUUGCAGCAGAGAGAAAUGGAUCUACAGGAGUCAUUACGAGCUAAGGACAGCCAAUUUGCAGUUUUGCGAGUGAGAUUGCAAGAGGCAGAUCACAAUGCUGAAACCAGAAAUGCUGCUUUGAAAGAGCUGCAAGCUGAAAAUAAAAGAUUAUUAGAAGGUGCAAGUGAAAGUAGUGGAUUGCAUAAUCAUGCCCUUCAAUCCCUUCAAGAUCGACUAGUAGAAACCCAAUCUACUUUGGAUCGUGAGAGGCAGCAACACUUCACAGCUUGUAGUGAACUUACUAAGCGAGUAAACCAUUUAGAAGAGGAGCAACAAGGAGUAGCCAAAGCACUAUCUGAAGCCCAACGUAAACUAGAAGAUGAAAAGAGCAGAUCAAAUCAACUCUCACUGCAGAUAAGUUCUUUGCGUGGUGAACUGUCAGCUUCAAGAGAAGAAUUGACAGAAUACAAAGCUAAGGCCAGCAGAAUUCUUCAAAGUAAAGAUAAACUGAUUGCAUCUCUUAAAGAGGAUCGGGGUGGGGGUGGUGAAGGAUCCAGUGGAGGAGGCACAGAGUUCCAUCUUCACGAGGCAGAACUACAUCAGAUAAGGGCUGAACGAGAUUUAUUGCGGGAAGAACUUGAGAGUGCAGGAGCACACAUAAGGCAACUGAUGACAGAAGUGUCUGAUAUGGAGUCUGCUGCUCAAGACCAAGCUGCACUUGCUACUCAGAAUUCCAUGUCACUCGAAGAGUCGUUAGCAGAUGAGCGGAAAAGGAAGGUAGAAGUGGAGUCUGAAUUAAGGCAGAUGCAGGAGGAGUUACGUUGUGCUCAUGAAGAACUGACUAGACAAAAAGUUCAUCUCUCAUCACGAAUGCAGGAAAGAGAUACAGAGAUAGACCGACUCAGAAAACAGGUGGCCCACAAGCAGAGCUCGUCUAGCAGCCACCUAGAAUUGGAGCAACGCGUUCAUGGACUGACAGAGUCCCUCAUCCAUAAGCAAAACAGUAUAGAAACUCUGAGUACUGAAAAACACUCAUUGAUCAUUCAAAUGGAACGACUUCAGCAACAAUAUCAGGAAUCCCAGAUGAUGUUGAACAGAGAUCCCCCAACAAUGUUCCGGCAAGAUGAUGUAAGAAAUCGUGUACCAAGUUUUCUGGUCGAGUCUCCAUUUGACGGAGGUGUAGCUCGACAGGUCAAGCGUGCUUACUCUACCUUGGAUAAGUUCUCUGUUAGAUUGGGAAUAUUCUUAAGACGUUACCCAAUAGCUCGAGUUUUUGUUAUUGUAUAUAUGUGCCUUUUGCAUGUGUGGGUGAUGAUUGUCCUUCUCACAUACACACCAGAAAUACAUGGGUCAGAUUAUGAGCAUCAUCAAGUAGGUACCAUGCCUCACAAACAGUAGGUAAACACAGCUCACAUACUGUAUAGUAUUUAUUAUGCCUUACAUAAACAAGUACUUUGUCAUACACUUUCAACUGAUUAAUUUAUAUUUCCAAAAUUUAUGAUAAUAUUUAAACAAAUCUCUUCCUUUCAUAGCUUCAUUAAACUGCUGUACAUUCAAGACUAUGUAUCUAUUUACUUUAACCCUUUAACUGCGCAACACGCCUGCAGGCCCACGUCUGGGGUGCGCUACGUGCCUCCGGGUAUUUGUAUU